Molecule: messenger RNA, 1023 nt
Organism: Puccinia triticina
Lineage: Eukaryota; Fungi; Basidiomycota; Pucciniomycetes; Pucciniales; Pucciniaceae
Exons: 11
Coding region: 1-1023 (340 amino acids)
Source: RefSeq, a predicted model, not a curated record
AUGAAGCCUAGUUCCAUCGAGGGCGCGUCCAGCAAUCUCCCCGACCCGAAAAUCACAGCAAAAGCUACUCCAUUUGGCUUCGGAUCCAAAGUAACCGGUGGCGGAAAAGCCCAACCACAAACACCAAAGAAUGCUGCGGAAUUGGAAGCCUGGCUGACUGACAAAGUCCCAAGAGUUAUUAGGAUCGACAAAAUUUACGACUUCACUUCUCCCACUAACACAACUAUCAAAGGAUGGGUUAACCAAAUUCUUGCGGCUUCAGACGACUGGUGUAGCAAAGAGAAAAAUCUUCCAGGCAACGUUCCUGUUUCAGCUCAAGUCUCUCCAUUGAAUCCGAUAAAGAUUCAAGGUCAAAAGACUCUAGUCGGUUUCACUUGUUUUAAUGAACCCAGUGUUCAUAAGCCUCUCAAACUCAUCCAACUUAUUCAUCAACUAUCUUCACUAGAAUGUCCACAUUACCUGGCUCAAUCCAUCCGUUGUCGUCAAAUGAUUGCCGGCGGCGGUAUGCACCAGGUUGAAGCCAAUACGGGUAUCACAAUAUCCAACAACCUUUUUUCGGGAAAAACCAAAUGGUCACAAAGGUGUAACAAUCGUCAUUACUGGACAAUACUAAUCUCUGGUGCUGAUGACGAAGUAACUAUGGCUCGCAAGUUGAGUUCUUCCUCUCGUACCUAUAUACACUUGAACCAAAUUAUCCAAGAAGAGAACGUAAACCGGGGAAGAGCCCCGAAAACGGGAGGUACUGGGAAUCCCAAGGUAUCAUUACACUACUAUAACAACGUGCACACAAAUAUUUUAGGUGAAACAUUUGAGAUAGGAAGUGGAAGCAAUGUCUUAGCGGAAGGAAACAUUUUUGAUAACGUCAAAAUCCAAAACCCUUCCGAUAUCAAAACACAAGACGCUGGUCACUCCCAAGUUUUGGAUAAUUUAAAAAGAUUUCCAGUUGUGGCACAAGCCAAUAUCUUGCCCGCCUCCAGCAUCCAGCGUGAAGUUUCAGGCCAAUGUGGUGCUGGUCAUAUCUAA